GCUAAUAGUCUUCAUGGAGACCAGAACCUGGUCCUAAUGAGGCAGAACCUCAAUUUGAUGAACGGUUUAGGGCUAACAUUUGAAUUGUGCUUAUAGGUUAAAGGAAUACUUCACAGAUUUUAGACCCACAGGUGACACUGGUGAGCACGUAACAAACCAAAGAACGAAGAUUGGCCUUGGCCCAAAGACAUGAGAUUCAGUUUGAAGGGACUAGUCAGUGCCAUGCGUCCCCUCUAAGUAGUUGAGUAUUCAUUUUUAUCAUGAUUCAGUGCUAGCACGAAAAGCAGAACUAAUGUGACUCAGUAUUGUAGUACCAUCGUCAUUAAACUAAUGAACAGGUCAGCUCCCUUUGAGUUUGUCGUUCACACAUGAUAAACAGGAUAUUGUCUCUAUUUCUCUUGUUGGGUUAGGGUUAAGGUUUCUAUGAACGGUCUAAAUUGGAAGUACCAUAGUGCAGGGGUUGAAAGCAGCUUUUGUCUUGUUUGGGUCAAGGAUGCUCCUCUGACACUGGGUCAGAGAUCUCGCUGUCUCGCAGCACAUCAGCAGACAGCCCUGUGUUCUUAUGAGAGCAGUUAGUUCCCUUAAAUCAUUUCCUGAACAUUUUGGCCAGUUUAUUCUGUAAACAUCAAAAGCACAAGUUGCCAGUUUUUAUUAAAAAUGUUUUCCUUCAGGCUAAUUUUACCCCCAGACGUCCGAAGUAAUGGGACACAGGGCAGAGGUCAUUCAUCAUUCAUCGGUAACGGUGACAGAACACCGGGCACCACAUCUGGAAAAGUGGAAGUGAAAGAUGCUGAUGAUGACAUCUGAAAAGGCCUCUGAGCAGCUUGUUUUUUUCUUUUUUUUUGUCCUUGAGGAUUCACUUAGAACCAACACUCGCUGUAAUUCCUGCAGGAAUGAAUCCAUUGUGUUGGUCAAGAGUCUGGGCUGAUAUUGAAGUAACUGGAGCCGCUGGAAUCACUUAAGGAAAGGUUUUCUGCUCUCUCCCCUGCUGGCUCUCUUCCCACUUAAUUCAUUACGUUAAAGAGUACCCCAGGGUUGUGCUAUUGUGCAUGAGCUGACCAUUCACUGAUCAAUUCAAUGGACUUCUCUUUGUUCAACAGUGGCUAUUCAUUUGGCUCCAUCAGCUACUUCUCAAAUACUUCACCGACAAAAGGUACAUGGGCAUUCAUUCAAAGCUGCACCGGGACAUUUGGAUAAUAAGUGACACUGACAUUUCACACAUGCAAAACAGACAAACGUCAUGAACACUUGAAGCAGGUGAAUAAGGUGUAAUAUGUUUAAAUCGGCCAGCCCGUGGUUAAGAGGAAAAGCAAUUGGGCUUGUAACGGGAGGUUUCUUUUGUAUUCUGUCAAAGACACUUUGACGUAUGUUUGUUUACCUUAUUUCAACGAUAAACAAAAGCUAAUACUGUGCACCUUUUUUUUUUUUACACACGUUGAGGUGUACAAAGGUGAUAUGAUAUGUCUAAUGCACUUUUUGAAAAUGUGAGUUUGUAGUCAAAUAGCCCUGCCCUAUUGCUACCCGGUCACUGAUAAGUGCUGAAAUUCAUUAUCACUAAUUGGUUUGUGUGCAAAUAUAACCAAUUCUAACUCUAACAUCAGUAUGAAACUGCACUUUUCAUUCACCUGUUCAUGUGAGAUGGUGCCAAAUACAAAAAGCUCCUCCAACUGUUUGCAUGCACUCAUUCUACCACUGCACUACUGUACCAUUAAUCUAUAAGUCGGAUAGAAAUAUGCUUGUGUUUUAAACAUGUAUAGAAGAAUAUAGAUUCAUAUACAGAUUUUUCUGUUGGGUUUUCUAAUAAUAAGUGAUAUAUGAUGAGAGAUUGGCAGUUGUGUUCUUCCAGGAGAAACACUGUCUUUUAAUCAGUGUGAAAUUUGAUGAGUCAAUAGUGUGAGUAAAUACUUGUAUACGAGGGUCAAACCUGAAGCCUUUGCCAGCUGUUAUUUUAUAUUGUGUGAUUGUUUUGCUUUAUCCAGCAGAUGUAGCUGUAAAGAUGCUCUUUUUGCUGAUAAGAUAUAAUCCCAGCCUUUAAUGACAGUUAUAAUUGAGUUUUAAACACAAUAAAAGCAUGACAUAUCAACAGUCAGCUCAGGGGUGUGUUUAAUAUUUGGACUGUAUUACAUUGAAGACUUCCUGAACUUGGGAGUAUACAGUCAGCAACAUUAAAGCAAUAACUGAAGCCAAGCUGUAAACCAGUGCUGCGCUCUCUGAUCUCAAGUCCAAAGGGACAGGCAGAAUCCAGCAGUGCUGCCAUAACAAAGUGAGAUGUUGUCAUUACUGAAAGUGACAACAAGUCCAAACACAGCCAUGGCCGUGAAUGAGGAGUGGGGGAAGCCCGUGGAGAGGAAAGGGAGAUUAACUACAGUCCUGAUACUGGCAACACUUAUAUCUGCUUUUGGUUCGUCCUUCCAGUACGGGUAUAAUGUCGCUGUCAUCAACUCUCCUGCACCGUUCAUGCAGCAGUUUUAUAACACCACCUACCUGGAGCGUUACGGUCAGCCAAUGGAGGAGAACUUCCUGACGCUGCUGUGGUCACUGUCUGUGUCCAUGUACCCACUGGGAGGCUUCUUUGGCUCUCUGAUGGUCGCUCCCCUGGUCAAUAAUUUUGGGAGGAAGGGCACCCUCCUCUUCAACAACAUCUUCUCUAUCGUGCCCGCUGUGAUGAUGGGAGUCAGUGAGAUCGCCAAGUCCUAUGAGAUCAUCAUUGUGUCGAGGUUUAUCGUGGGCAUCUGUGCAGGUCUGUCCUCUAACGUGGUGCCCAUGUACCUGGGUGAGCUCUCGCCCAAGAACCUGAGGGGAGCACUUGGAAUCAUACCACAGCUCUUCAUCACCAUUGGGAUUCUCAGCGCACAAGUGCUGGGCAUCAGAAACAUACUGGGCAACAGCACAGGUUGGACCCUCAUGCUGGGCUUGACUGGUAUUCCUGCAGUCAUUGAACUUGUGCUGCUGCCCUUCUUCCCAGAGAGCCCCAGGUACAUGCUCAUCCAGAGGAGAGAUGAGGAGACUGCACGGAAAGCACUGCAGCGUCUGCGUGGCUGGGACGAUGUGGACGCAGAGCUGUCCGAGAUGCAUCUGGAAGACCAGUCGGAGAGAGCUGAAGGACAUCUGUCCGUGCUCUCUCUGCUGUCCCAGCGCUCUCUUCGCUGGCAACUGGUCUCCAUCAUCGUCAUGAACAUGGGCCAGCAGCUGUCCGGGGUCAAUGCGAUCUACUAUUAUGCAGACAGCAUUUACGCCACGGCGGGGGUCAAGCAGAAUGACAUUCAGUACGUCACAGUGGGAACAGGAGCCGUAAAUGUCUUCAUGACCAUAGCUGCUGUUUUCAUCGUGGAGGCUACAGGCAGACGGAUCCUCCUCCUCUGCGGUUUCGGCAUCUGCUGUGGAGCGUGUGUGCUGCUCACUGUGGCUCUCAGCAUCCAGGAGACUGUGACGUGGAUGCCGUACAUCAGCAUCACGUGUGUCAUCAUUUACGUCAUCGGACAUGCCAUAGGACCCAGUCCCAUCCCUUACGUGGUGACCACCGAGAUGUUCAGGCAGUCGGCCAGACCUGCCGCCUUCAUGGUGGCAGGAUCCGUGCACUGGCUCUCCAACUUCACUGUCGGCCUCAUCUUCCCCUUCCUCGAGAGAGGCCUGGGCCCGUACAGCUUUAUCAUUUUUUCUGUCAUCUGUCUGCUCACACUAAUCUACAUCUGGCUGGUGGUCCCCGAGACCAAGAACAAGACCUUCUUGGAGAUCUGCCAGAUGUUUGCCAAGAGGAACAAAGUAGAGAUAAAAACUGGUGACGGGGAUCUGCCUCUGAAAGAGAGAAAAGAAAGCCGUGGGGAUGGAGACAAGGUCACGGCCUUCUGAAGAAAAACGAGUGCAUUCAGGAGAGAGGAAGUCUUCACAGUGGGGUGACUGGAACACACUGAAAAUGUUUUAAUUUAGCCUCUGUUUUUUUUAUUUAACAAGAAAUCUUUACACAGUCCCCAAUUGUGUGGGCCGUGUGUGUGUAUGUGUGUGUGUGUGUGUGUGUGUGUGUGCUGUUCUUGCACCACUUUCGGUUUUAUAGCAGAUUGAUUGGGUGCUUGAGUCAUCAAAACAAUGCAAAGUGUCAAUUGUAAGACUUUAUUGACGCUGCAAUCAUGUAAAUACAAUACAAGGUUUAAAGUUUGAAUAUAAUCUGGAUUAAAUGUUGACUUACA
Solea senegalensis (Senegalese sole) is the source of this 4184-nucleotide messenger RNA. Its product is annotated as solute carrier family 2, facilitated glucose transporter member 5-like. Bases 2269 to 3849 code for a protein of 526 amino acids. Gene Ontology annotation, molecular function: hexose transmembrane transporter activity. The transcript is spliced from 12 exons. The record is from RefSeq and is a predicted model, not a curated record. Gene Ontology annotation, cellular component: membrane. Gene Ontology annotation, biological process: monosaccharide transmembrane transport. NCBI's taxonomy places the organism in Eukaryota, Metazoa, Chordata, Actinopteri, Pleuronectiformes, Soleidae.